Molecule: messenger RNA, 1485 nt
Organism: Neogale vison (American mink)
Lineage: Eukaryota; Metazoa; Chordata; Mammalia; Carnivora; Mustelidae
Product: cytochrome P450 2A13-like
Exons: 9
Coding region: 1-1485 (494 amino acids)
Biological process (GO): xenobiotic metabolic process; coumarin metabolic process
Cellular component (GO): cytoplasm; intracellular membrane-bounded organelle
Molecular function (GO): oxidoreductase activity, acting on paired donors, with incorporation or reduction of molecular oxygen, reduced flavin or flavoprotein as one donor, and incorporation of one atom of oxygen; heme binding; iron ion binding
Source: RefSeq, a predicted model, not a curated record
AUGCUGGCCUCAGGGCUGCUCCUCAUGGCUUUGCUGGCCUGCCUCACCAUCAUGGUCUUGAUGUCUGUCUGGAGGCAGAGGAAGCUCUGGGGGAAGCUCCCUCCGGGACCCACCCCGUUGCCCUUCAUCGGGAACUACCUGCAGCUGAACACAGAGCAGAUGUACAACUCUCUCAUGAAGAUCAGUGAGCGCUAUGGCCCGGUGUUCACGGUCCACCUGGGACCCCGGCGCAUCGUGGUGCUGUGUGGACACGAGGCGGUGAAGGAGGCUCUGGUAGACCAGGCUGAGGAGUUCAGCGGGCGAGGCGGGCAGGCCACCUUCGACCGGCUCUUCAAAGGCUAUGGGGUGACAUUCAGCAACGGGGAGCGCGCCAAGCAGCUCAGGCGCUUCUCCAUCACCACCCUGCGGGACUUUGGAAUGGGCAAGCGGGGCAUUGAGGAGCGCAUCCAGGAGGAGGCGGGCUUCCUCAUUGAGGCCCUCCGGGGCACGCAUGGUGCCUUCAUUGAUCCCACCUUCUUCCUGAGCCGAACAGUGUCCAAUGUCAUCAGCUCCAUUGUCUUUGGGGACCGCUUUGACUAUGAGGACAAAGAGUUCCUGUCCCUGCUGCGUAUGAUGCUGGGAAGCUUCCAGUUCACAGCUACCCCUAUAGGGCAGCUCUGCGAAAUGUUUCAUUCGGUGAUGAAAUACCUGCCAGGGCCACAGCAGCAGGCGUUAAAGGAGCUGCAGGGUCUGGAGGACUUCAUAGCCAAGAAAGUGGAGCAGAACCAGCGCACCCUGGACCCCAACUCCCCGAGGGACUUCAUCGACUCCUUCCUCAUCCGCAUGUGGGAGGAGCAGAACAACCCCAACACUGAGUUCUACAUGAAGAACCUGGUGCUGACCACCCUGAACCUCUUCUUUGCGGGCACUGAGACGGUCAGCACAACCCUGCGGUAUGGCUUCCUGCUGCUCAUGAAACAUCCACACGUGGAGGCCCAACUCCAUGAGGAGAUAGACCGGGUGAUUGGCAAGAACCGUCAGCCCAAGUUUGAGGACAGGGUCAAGAUGCCCUACACAGAGGCAGUGAUCCACGAGAUCCAAAGAUUUGGAGACAUAAUCCCCAUGGGCCUGGCCCGCAGAGUCACCAAGGACACCAAGUUUCGAGAGUUCUUCCUCCCCAAGGGCACCGAAGUGUUCCCCAUGCUGGGCUCCGUGCUCAGGGACCCCAAGUUCUUCUCCAACCCCCGAGACUUCCACCCAGAGCACUUCCUGGAUGAGAAUGGGCAGUUUAAGAAGAGUGAUGCUUUUGUGCCCUUCUCCAUUGGAAAGCGCUACUGUUUUGGAGAAGGCCUGGCUAGAAUGGAGCUCUUUCUCUUCCUCACCAACAUCUUGCAGAACUUCCGCUUCAAGUCCCCGCAGCUGCCCCAAGACAUCGAUGUGUCCCCCAAGCUUGUGGGCUUAGCCACCAUCCCACGAAGUUACACCAUGAGCUUCCAGCCUCGCUGA